Molecule: messenger RNA, 1687 nt
Organism: Prorocentrum cordatum
Lineage: Eukaryota; Dinophyceae; Prorocentrales; Prorocentraceae
Source: the annotation of a GenBank genome assembly
GCUCCCGGUGCUAGCGCCAAUUGGCCUCGCCCAGGGCGGCAUUAGCAAGCCCCGCGCCAAGUGGGAAAUGAAGCCCACGAUCUUGUUCGGCAACGUUACCGAGUGGGGGCCACAAGCCGCCGCCUUCGCGAGGGACGAGGGCAAGCGAUACCACGUGCUCGCGCUGGCGGAGACGCACGUGUCGACGUGUAACCUUGACGCGGUGAAAGGGCCCGCUGGCUGCGGAUGGCUGCAAGGAGGGCGGGCCCUGGCCAGAAGGGACAUCGCGGCCUCGCCGUGCGCGCUGCACACUGCGCACGGCAACCUGGUCGUCAUCGCGGCGCACCUCAGGCCAGGGCUCCGCGAUCAGGAGGGCAAGCGCGAAAUCCUCGCGGGCCUCGCUACAUUCCUGGACAUGGCGCAGGACCCAUGGCUGGCACUGGCGGACUGGAACUACGAGCCGCCCUGGUGGGCCGACAAGCCGUGGCCCGUGCAGUGGAAUGCUUCAACCCUUGCACCCGAUGGCUGCACCGUCACGCGCGACAAGGGCAAGGGCCCCAUCUACGACUACGGCAUCGCUCGCAGCGGCGUCGCGGGGGCCCUCAAGUUGCAGGCCGUCUACCAAGUACCUUGGAAGGCCCACUGCGCCAUCGAGAUCACGCUCGGGGCUGACCAGCCCUGGCAGCAGAAGUGCCUGAAGGCGCCCUCCAGCACGGCGAAGGCCCCCCCUAAGUUCGACGGCGUGCGAGUCGGCACUCGGCGCGGGCGCGGCCACUGGGUCCACCGCCGACGCGGUGAGGCGGCCUGGGUCGUCAACGCGCCCCGCGCCCAGGGGGCCGCCGCAGUGGAGAUCGCGAUCCCCGGGGCGCGCCAGAUCUUCGUCGAAGAGCAGCCGAGGAAAAUUGGGCGCGCGGAGGGGUGCGGGGCGGUCACCGCGACCAUAAAGACACCCCCUGGUAGGCCUCACCUACGUGACCUACUAGCCGCACGGUGGCAGACCGUCACCUCGCUGCUGACCAGGUACACCGCCCUGGUCAAGAACGGCAAGGACCCCCACGCGCGCCUGAUGGUGGCCAAGUCCGUAUCGGCCAAGACCGACCAGCUUGAGAACGCGGAGUUCCAGGCGAACUACUUCGGGCCGAAGACCAACCCAGCCGAGACCGACGAGUGGAAGAUGAAUUCGUCGACGCUCGACUUCUGCAGCGACGACGACCUGGCCUACAUUGCGGCGACCACCGAGCUCUGGGCCAACAGGGCGAUGGGGCGGGCGCCCGCCCGAUCGCGCAAGCGGCCCCUCGAGUGGGCCAAGACGGCCUGGAAGGAGAGCCCGGGCAAGCUCCGCGGGAUCGUCAAGAACCCGAGACCGCCCAAGCUCGAGACCACGAACGGCGGCGUCACGCUAGGCGCGCCGUCGCCCACCACGCACGCGGCCGCUGACACGCGGAACGGCAUCUGGGAGACGCCCACGCACGACGAGGAGGCCCUCUACCAGGCCCACGCGGAGAUCCCCGCGAGGGCACUGGACAGACCGCUCGACGAUAUCACGGCGGACCAGGUCCGAGCGGCGGUCGCGGUGGCCAGCCCCAAGAAAGCGAAGGGCGUCGACAACAUCGGCCCCGCUGACAUCCAUAGGCCCUCCGAGGCAGGCACCCAGCAGUUCGCCGAUCUCCUCGACGAGGUCGAGCGGGCGGGGCUGCGGCCACAGCAG